Molecule: messenger RNA, 2138 nt
Organism: Zonotrichia albicollis (white-throated sparrow)
Lineage: Eukaryota; Metazoa; Chordata; Aves; Passeriformes; Passerellidae
Source: RefSeq, a predicted model, not a curated record
GCGGUGUCCCCGGUGCCGGUGACCGGAGGAGCGGGGAGCGCCGCGGCUGCCCCGGGGCGCUGCGCGGUGCCGCUGCCGGGGCGCUUAAAGCCCGGCUUUUGGGGAGAGAAACGCGGGGUUCGGUGUGCGGCUGAUGAGCUGUGUCAGAGGGGAAUGGAGCGGGUUCCGGGAGAAAAGGGCCGGGGUGCGGAGCUCCGGGCACGGCCGGGGCAGCGGGACCUCGGGAGGUGUUUCCCCGCUCUGCGGUGCCGUGGUUUAUGGACUGCGGGUUGAACCGGGGCUCGGCGGUGAUUGCUCCCGUGCCAGGGAAAAGCCUGUUCCUCCGGCCGUGGGGCAGCCCUCCUGUCUGAUGCCGCACUGGAGGCGGGGAGCGCCGCUAUGGAGUGCGGGGAUGGAGGCCACGCUCUGCAUCCACACGUGCCUUUGGCUCAGCGCUUCCUGGAUCCCCCUGGCCUCGCCGGCCCUGGACGCUGAGGGCAGCCACGGGAAGCUGACGUGGGCGGUCAGCCUGGAGGCACCCGAGGAGGAGCUGGAGCAGCGGGCAGAGGAGCUGGCCCGGACUGCGGGGCUGGUGAACAUGGGCCGUGUCGGGGAGCUCAAGGGCCAUUACCUCUUUGCCUACCAGCCCGACGGCCAUGCGGUGGCUGAGCACGAAGCCAUCAGGAGGUCCGUGGACACUUUGUUUGCACAGCACGACAGCGUGCGGUGGCACUCAGAACAGAAGCUUCUGAAGCGCUCCAAGCGCAGCCUGCACUUUAACGAUCCCAAAUACCCCCAGCAGUGGCAUCUGAACAACCACAAGAGCCCCGGCAAGGACAUCAACGUCACGGGCGUGUGGGAGCGGAACGUGACGGGGCGCGGGGUCACGGUGGUGGUGGUGGACGACGGCGUGGAGCACACCAUCAAGGACAUCCAGCCAAACUACAGCCCAGAGGGCAGCUAUGACCUGAACUCCAACGACCCUGACCCCAUGCCUCACCCCGACGAGGAGAACGGGAACCACCACGGCACGCGCUGCGCCGGGGAGAUCGCGGCCGUGCCCAACAACAGCUUCUGCACCGUGGGCGUCGCCUUCGGCAGCCGCAUCGCGGGCAUCCGAGUGCUGGACGGGCCCCUCACGGACAGCAUGGAGGCCAUUGCCUUCAACAAGCACUAUCAGAUCAAUGACAUCUACAGCUGCAGCUGGGGUCCCGACGACGAUGGGAAGACUGUGGAUGGCCCCCACCAGCUGGGAAAGCACGGGGUGAUCGCCGGUCGCCGCGGCUUCGGGAGCAUCUUCGUGGUGGCCAGUGGCAACGGGGGCCAGCACAGUGACAACUGCAACUACGAUGGAUACGCCAACUCCAUCUACACUGUCACCAUAGGAGCUGUGGAUGAGACUGGCUCCAUGCCCUUCUAUGCUGAGGAGUGUGCCUCCAUGCUGGCUGUCACCUUCAGCGGUGGGGACAAGAUGAUGAGGAGCAUUGUGAUACGAGGACCGUCACGCCAAGUGGGACACGAACCAGGCUGGCUUCAGCCACAGCCACCAGCAUGGCUUCGGCCUGCUCAACGCCUGGAGGCUGGUGAAUGCUGCCAAGAUCUGGGAGUCCGUGCCCUACCUGGCCUCGUACGUGAGCCCCGUGCUGAAGGAGGGCAGGAGCAUCCCCUGGCUCCCUCAGGAGCUGGAGGUGGCCUGGAAUGUGACCCCUGCUGACCUGCAGCUGUCUGGCAUGAGGACCCUGGAGCACGUGGCUGUCACUGUCACCAUAACCCACCCUCGCCGUGGCAACCUGGAGAUCCGGCUGCUGUGCCCCAGCGGGAUGAUGUCCCUGAUCGGCACCACCCGCAGCAUGGACUCGGACCCCAAUGGCUUCUCUGACUGGACCUUCUCCACGGUGCGCUGCUGGGGCGAGGAGGCGCAGGGCACCUACAGGCUGCUCAUCAGGGACAUCGGGGACGACAGCCUGAGGCCGGGCACCUUGAGGCAGUGGCAGCUGACCCUGUAUGGCUCCUCCUGGUCCCCAGCAGACAUGAAGGAGAGGCAGAGGUAGGGCACCACGUCCCCCAGGGGUAGAACACCCCGUCCCCAGGUUGGAGGGAGCCAGGAGAGGGAGGAUGAGGAGUUCAUCCCUGCCUCCCUGUGAGCAGUGGCUGGGUUG